UAGAAGUGAAACUACAGAAGUUUGGGAAAUUUUGUGUCAAAUAUUUCUUUGGGGGGGGGAGUCUGAUAUACAAGAUAUCCUCCACAAAGUUCUAUUUUAACGUCUCAUUGUUGAGGCUAGAUUCAUAUUAGCCAUAGCAGUGAUGCACAAGCUCUGAGAGGUUAUACCUUGAUGGAAAGGUUUUUAUUAUAGUCCUGGCAAGAAACUGUCUGCUUUCUGGGAACCAGCCUCGACCGUUUUCGGAUAGCUAUUCACAACCGACAAUGAAUCCUUUGACCAUGGCAAACUAUGCAGGAAACAAAGAAGAAUCCAAAAUGGAGCCCUCAGUGUGCUUCUCAGUAGUGAUGACAGAAUAGCAGAGAAGAGACAUAAGUUGUUUCUUCUAUGUAAAGCCUGCAUUUUUCUCGAACUAGAUCAUAACCUCACUGAAGAUUUAUUAUUGUCCUUCAGUGGACUUGUGAAGAUCUACAGUUCCAGUGCCUGAGAUAUAUUCACAUUAGCCAAGUAGAGUGGCAAAAGUUGGAAAAUUCAAGAACAGGCUUUGAGGACAUCUUUGGGAGCUAUGAGAGUGGGACAAAAUGCUAUUGAAAAAUUAGCAGAGAUCAAUGGUCCAUUGAAGAAUAGGGGGAAGGAAGACUACCAGAAACCUAUGGAGUCACAUUAUUUGGAAGGAAAGGUGGAGCAAUUACUAAUUUAUGAUAAAGAGAUCAUCGAUAUGAAUGAAACAAAACUACCAAAGUAGUAAUAAUACAGGAUCUUUAGAUAUCAUGGAAGAUACCAGCAGUGUUGCAGUAUUGGUACCUGGUAUUGGUGAACAAGAAGCUGUAUUGAUUUCUGAAACUGUCAUCAGUCCAUCAUUGGAAAUAGGGGAUGAACAGAGAAAAUAUAAAACAGACCCACUUAUUGAUGUUAUCCAGAAAUUGAGCAAGAUUGUAGAAAGUGAAAAGUCACAAAGAUGCCUUUUAAUUGGGAAAAAACGCUCCCAUCCAAAUGCUUCAAUGCUCACUCUUGAAACACAAGACCUUUGUGAGAUUCCAGCUAAAACAAUUGAACUACCUGCUUCUGGCACUAAAAGGACUGAGGAGCUGCAAGGUGAUUAUUAUAUCACUGAUUAUUUUCCACAGAAUAAUAGAAAGACUAUGUGUUACCAGUGCAGUCUUUGUAAGUUCCUAUCUUCUUCUUUGUCCGUGUUAAAAGAACAUAUCAAACAGCAUGGCCAGCAGAAUGAAGUAAUAUUAAUGUGCUCUGAGUGCCAUUUUGUAUCUAAGAGCCAAGAAGAACUUGAAGCUCACAUUGUAAAUUACCAUGGAAAUGAUGCCAAAACUCCUAUUGAAUCCAAAGUUCAGCAGUGCACUGGCCUCUCUAACCCCUCACUUCAAGGAACAAUAGAAGGGAAUCUCAAAACCGUUUCAGACCUCACUGUGAACUUGGACAAUAAUGACAUGCAGACAAUCCAAGCUGCUUCUGUGGCUGAGAUGGGGAGGAGGAAAUGGUACACAUGUGAGCAGUAUGGCAUGUACCGGUGCUUGAUUUGUAGUUAUACUUGUGGUCAGCAGAGAAUGUUGAAAACACAUGCUUGGAAGCACGCAGGGGAAGUAGAUUGUUCCUAUCCAAUUUUUGAAGAGGAAAAUGAUACUCUGGGCUUGUCAGACUUCUCAGCUACCACAGCUCAAGGAGUUGAAACAGUAGUUCUUGCUCUAGAGGAUGAUGAGCUAGGUAUUCAUAGUGGGCAGUCUGUUCAGGUGCAGAUCUGUAGUUCAGAACAACUGUCAUGCAGAUCUAUUGAAAAAAACAGAGAAGUAAAUGAAAGCCUAAGACAGUCAACAACCCUUGACCCUAAUGGAGAAGAAAUGUUGGAGGUGAUGUCUGAUACUGAGGACAGUCUGAUGGCUGAUAGUCUACUUUCAUCAGCACAGAAAAUCAUUAACUGCAGCCCAAAUAAGAAAGGUCAUGUUAAUGUAAUUGUGGAACGUUUGCCUAGUGCUGAAGAAACGGUGUUACAAAAACCUUUUCUAAUGAAUACUGACAUGGAAGAGGAAAAAAACCUAAUCUCCACAAAAACCCAAAUUGUUCGUGAAGAAUCAGAUGAAGUGUAUAAAACUGAUAAAAGCACUGUUGAAAUUGAAGAGGUGAUCAUAGGCUGGAGCAGUCCUGAGAAGAAAGACAAUGAGAUCAUCUCAAAUAAAGUUCUUGCUGCUGAUGAGAAUGCCCCUCCAGGCCGGAGAAGGACAAAUUCUGAGUCCUUAAGACUACACUCUUUAGCAGCAGAAGCUCUGGUCACAAUGCCUAUAAGAGCUGCAGAAUUAACUCGAGCCAGUCUUGGGCACUAUGGGGAUGUAAAUCUUUUAGAUCCAGACACUGGGCAAAGGCAAGUUGAAAAUACCAUAGCAGCGUAUUCUAAAUUGAUGUCUCCACUUAACUCUACAGAAGUGUUAACUAGCUUUAACCAAAGUGACUCUACGUUAGUAGAACUUACAGAGGACAAACAAGAAUUAUCAGAAGUGCCCGUUAAAAUGGGUAUCAGCAUGUCCCUGCUCACUGUAAUUGAAAAAUUGAGAGAAAGGACAGACCAGAAUGCUUCAGAUGAUGACAUUUUGAAAGAAUUGCAGGACAAUGCUCAGUGUCAGUCUACUGGUGAUUCAAGCUUGCCUGGAAACAGCUUGGUAGAAUUUAUCCCCAACGCUGAUCGACCAUACCGUUGCCGCUUAUGUCACUAUACUAGUGGUAACAAGGGCUACAUUAAGCAGCACUUGCGAGUCCACAGGCAGAGACAGCCUUACCAGUGUCCUAUUUGUGAGCAUAUAGCUGACAACAGCAAGGAUCUAGAGAGCCACAUGAUCAACCACUGUAAAACCAGGAUGUAUCAAUGCAAACAGUGUGAAGAAUCUUUUCAUUAUAAGAGCCAGCUGAGAAACCAUGAAAGAGAACGACAUACUGCUCCAGAUAAUUUGUCAAAAGUAAAUUCAAAUGAACCAGUAGUUUCAAAUGAGGCAGCUGAAGGAAAAUGUAUUCGGGAAGGCAAUAGAUCUUCAAUCCAGAGACUAUAUAAAUGUGAUGUGUGUGAUUAUACAAGUACAACCUAUGUUGGUGUCCGGAAUCACAGACGAAUCCAUAGCUCUGAUAAGCCAUACAGAUGUUCUCUGUGUGGAUAUGUAUGUAGCCAUCCUCCAUCUUUGAAAUCCCAUAUGUGGAAACAUGCAAGUGACCAAAAUUAUAACUAUGAACAAGUGAAUAAGGCCAUCAAUGAUGCAAUUUCACAAAGUGGCAGGGUUCAAGGACAAUCUCUUGGAAAAAUUUUAUCAGAAAGCACUGAUGAGAAAGCUAAUUCUGUUGUGGGGAUUUCAGAGAAUUUGGUAUCAUUUUCAGAAACUAUUAGCCAAGUUCCCAGUGAAGUUAUAGGCACCAGUGAGAAUAAAAAACUUAACUCAGCUAAGAAUAAUACUUCACAAAAUUCAGAAAAGCACCCCAAACAGGCCCUUCACAAUAUGGAAUACUGUGUUUUGCUCUUCUGUUGUUGUAUUUGUGGUUUUGAAUCUACUAGCAAAGAAAACCUCUUAGAUCACAUGAAAGAGCAUGAAGGUGAAAUUAUAAACAUCAUUCUAAACAAGGACCACAAUGCAACUCUAAACACAAAUUAGUUGGAAUAAUCUUUCUAGCAUCAGCUCUAUCUUUAUUAAUAUCCACUGAGGUACUAGAUAAAGAAGAACUUACUUGUAUGAUAUUUGUGUAAAUGGCAAGUGUGACUUUGGUGAACUGAAUCCACCUAAUGCAGUAAGAGAAGGAAUUCUAAAUGGGCAAUACUUAAUAAAAAAAUAAAUACUCCUAGUUAGUGAAUGCAAUGGGGAAAAAACAAAAAAGUUUGUAUUGGCCCUGUAUUCCUCCAUCUUGUGCCAAAUGUUUGCAUUUCCAAAUGCCUAUUAUAGACCUAAACAAAGGAGUUAAUAUAAAGUGUUUUCAGAAACUACUGUAAUAAAAAUAAAUACCUCCUUUAUUUUAGGUAAAGGUUAUUUGUCCUCCUUUCUAACUGGUGGCAUAACAGCUCUUGGGGGUAGAUAAUUUUACCUAAGAAACUAGGUCUGUUCAGUGUUACUGACAGGGAAGACAAGAUCAGAAGGGGAGGUUAAGGAACAAGUAGACUUUGGGACAAUAGAAUGUUUUCAGAGUCUUUGCAGUAUGUUUUUGCAAUCCCAUGCCAAACUAAAAGGAUUUAGUCAUCCAGUGAAGCUUGGCAUAAAUGAGACAUUACACACAAAACCAAACACCUCUGUAUUCAAAUGUGGUGUACAAGUAGAUGUUAUAAAAAUGUCUUUCCAACUACAUGUAUGGGAUCAUUUUGGAGGAGAAUAAGGGAGAAAUAAUCAAGAAAUAACCAAAAAAAAUUUUUUUUAUUUAGUUUCAUGGAAAUGGCAACUAAAAAAGUAUGGUAUUCAUGUUGCCACUAAAAAGUCUGUCUCUGAGUGAUAUUCAGAGCACUGUAGUUUCCCAAAUGAAAUGAAGACGACUGAACUCCAUUUCCCAUGUAAAAGCAAGAGUGCUACCAUAUAGAAGCUCACCAGAACUAUGAAGUUUCCUUUGUUGAUUGCUAAACCAGUUUGCUGACAUGUAUCACCGUCCUUCAUUGAGUGAGAAAGUGCAUGAUGGUUUAACAAUGGUUUCUUUUAAAUCAUUUCAAAACAUAGAGGAAGAAAUUUGAUGGCACUUAAAAUGGGGGCUUCUAUUGUGGACUUUUUUUUAUUUAUAGAGUUUAUAAAUCUGAUGUUUUGAUAUUUACCUACAAAAAUGAGAUAAUAAGCAUAAGUGCUAUAUCCUAAAAUAGCUUGCCUAUAAAAAAGUUUAACAAACAGGGUUUAAUAGUAUUGAAGGAUAUGUCUUACCUAAGGAAAAUCUAGAAAAUUUUAGUGUUCUAUGAAAGGGUGAAGUAAAGGACAGAUUUUUUAAAAAAGGAAGUUGCCUCAAAACCUGCUGUCACAUAGGUGCAAUUCUCCUUUCUAGUUUUUCACAAAUUAUAAGUUUUGUGUAAGAAACUUUAUUAUAACAUAUUUCAAAGAAUGAUAGAAAGAACAUUGUUUCUUUUGUAUUUAUUAUCACGUAUUUAUGCAUAAUUUCUGUUAACAGAAAUGAGCUGUAACUAUAGAUCUGAAAGGCUGGUGUACACCCAGUGCACCCAUGUUCAUGGUGCUAUUUCUGCAUUUGUUUUCUAAUAUCCUCCUGAUCAAAGACUGUGACACUUGGCCACUUAGAGUUUAUCUGGGAAGUUGUAUAUACACUUCUUACUUGAGGAAGCAGAAUAAGGUAUCCUUAUGGAAUACUUUGAGUUAUAGCACUGUCUGAUUUGUGUUUCUCCCAUUAUAAUUUGAUGACUUAGGUUACACAUGUAUAAGUGUGUUAAAUAAAAUUAAGAUUUUGAAGCAAUGUCAUAUAGCUCAUUAAUUUAAAAUGCCUUUUACCCUUUUUAUUAAAUUUAAGUUCACUUAUGAGAUUAUUUUAAAAGAAAUUUCAAAACAUUUGUUUGUAGUAAAUAUAUCACUGAACCCAAAGUAUAUGACGUAGUAGAGAGUUUUAUAAUUUCAAGGUCUCAUCUUUUCAGAAUCAAAAUGUAGCAUGAAUUUUGAAUCAGAGUCAAAUAUUUUAAAUAGUACCAUUGUCAUUGCAAUAGUAAACACUGAUAUCGUGGGCCAGAUUUUCAUUUCUAAGAAGUCAUUUCUAUAAAGUAAGAAGACACCUAGCUUGGUGUUUCAGGUGUUGAAAACAGUUAUGCCGAAAACAGACAACCUUAAGGAGUUCUUAUGUUAAAUGUGCAACAUGGAAAUUCAUUUUAAUGGUUCCUAUUUUGUAUACUUAUUUCGGGGGGGAGGGGGAACCUAAUCUCUGUGUCUCCACAUGUAUAUAUGUUUCUUUCGUUUUAAAUUGCCUGUUUUUGGUACCCCCAAACUAAUUCCAUUGAAUUGCUCCCUUACAUUUUCCAUAUGGGAUCAUGAAUUUUAAGAUUAUCACAGGCAAUGGAAAGGAAGUGAGACCACAAAAUAGUCAUUAAACUCCUAUCAAGACCAAUGGUUUCAUUUGAUAUGCCUAACAUUAACACUGUCAUCCCAAAUAACAGAAUACUUCCAAAAAGGAAAAAAGUGUUCUAAAUGUUCAAAUGUCAAGAAUGUAAUUUCAAUGUAAUUAAAUAUCAAAAUAACAAAUCAGUAGGAACCCCCAAAGGAAGAUUAGUUUAUUAGCACAAGAUCUUUCUUCAUACAAACUGUAUUUGAGAACUCUACAUUUUUAAAGGUUCCAGACUUGAUCCUGAAAGCAACUUUUUAUAAGGAACUUUGACUGAGACAUAUGGUGAUGGUUCUAUAAACAACAAUGUUGUGUUAUUUCUCUGAUGAUCCAGAGUCCCUUUUGUGUCAUACAUGAACAAUCAGAAAAUUACUAUACCACACUGUAUUUGAGCCUUACAUUUUCAAUUCUCUGGCCAGUCAAUUUAAUUUAGUGACACUCACUGUAACCUUUGUUCUAAAUGCUUUAAUCCUGUUUGUGAUAAAAAAAAAUCCAUUCCAAAACCACUUAAGAGUUGUCUGUACAAGGGAAGCAAAACAGUGGGUCCCUAUGUUUACAUUUCAUCAUCCUACAGUGUAUUUGGAUUGACAAGGAAGAGCAAACUCCUGUCUGGAGAUUCAUAGAAUUUUCAGUUUUCACAAGCACUUAUUUAAUCAUUAAUCCUAUAAAAUGUACAGCAGGUGCUCAAAGUAAUGUUAUGAAAAAAAAUAUAUUUAAUAGAAAUUUGAGUUUAAUAUUCAUGGACAUGGAUAUAUGUAUUUUUUUAAGAAAUAAGCAUUGUAUAACACUAUGGCACUGCUUUUAUAGCCAAAGCAUUAAAAUCUUUAGAAAACUGACAAUGUAAAGACUACAGUUAAUUUUAACACUGUAUCUUAUUAAAAUAGGAUGAUCUGCAUUUUAUAAAAUUAUCCAGCACAUUAAGCUGCAUGCCUUAAAGCCUAAAAUUCUAGGAUUGUGUUCAUGAUGGAACAAAACAAUGAAGCAAAUUCAACAAUGCUUCCUUAACUACCUUCUCAAAUACUGUACAAUGUUAGAAUAAAUUAUUUUGCUUUACAGGCGUUUGUCUUGUAUUGACUUUAAUAUUGUAUUUUGGUAAUAAACUUUUUGUUAAAAAAAAAAAA
Monodelphis domestica (gray short-tailed opossum) is the source of this 7166-nucleotide messenger RNA. Lineage: Eukaryota; Metazoa; Chordata; Mammalia; Didelphimorphia; Didelphidae. The record is from RefSeq and is a predicted model, not a curated record.